Molecule: messenger RNA, 2902 nt
Organism: Pseudo-nitzschia multistriata
Lineage: Eukaryota; Bacillariophyta; Bacillariophyceae; Bacillariales; Bacillariaceae
Source: the annotation of a GenBank genome assembly
UGAGAUGAACAAUAGGAGAUGGUCCAUUCGGCUCAACGAAAAUGCCGCGCGAUGCAAUCUAGCGAUGAAACAAUAGCCAACAAUAAUUUUCAUCUGCUCUGGCAAUCCAGAAAGGCGGCUAAGCUUUUGGUAGAAUUUCGUGAUGAGAUUUUUCGACUGCGAAAGAGAAGCGCGCCGAAUAGGCCGCAAAAUAGGAUAACGCGAAACUACGGAUAAACCGCAGACCGCGCCUGACGAACCGUGAUAUUUCAAAUUUUUGAAGUGCCGUGUGACGACAACGGAUCUCGGUACGCUACAGUAAACCAAAGAAGCAAAUAUGGAGUCUCGCAUCUCUUUGCCUUCAAGCCAACGGGGCACCGCACGUCGGUGGAAACUACGAAGUUUCACGCAGAGCUAGCCUUGCUGCAAAUAGGAAAACGUUUCAUUACAAUUUUCUCCAUCACAUUACCACUACUCAUCGACCAAUCGUCUGCGGUCGCUCUCGUUGUCGUUGCUUCUGCCACUGACUGUAACCUCCCAUUACAAUGCCAAGCUUAAUCUUCAGAAAAGAUGUGGAUCGAAGGCAAUCCUCUCACCUCCUUCUCAAUCGUCGCCUUAUCUAUCGAUCCAGUUUCAAGAAAAAGAACGCAGUACUCUCACCUUUCUGGUCGAAUCUCUGUCUAUUCUUGUUGUUUGGAAACAGGUUUACAUCUGCUUUUGCUCAAGUUGGUGCUGGCACACUAGACCCCAAGAUUGACGACUGCUCUCUUUGUUCUCCGGGUGGAAAAUGCGUCCCAGACAAAGUUUCGAUUUUUGAUGUUCCCUCCGAUCAAUACAGACGGGACAAAACAUCUUUUCAUUGCGAUUGUUUUGAGGGCUAUAGCGGUGCGUUUUGCGAUCAAGAAGCUGGAAUGAACGACGAUUUCCACUAUGAUUACUCCGAAGGAAACAGCACCAGAGAUGAAGCCAACAAUGACACCGACAAUGAUAAUGGAAUAGAUGAUCUGAUUCUUCUCGCUACCGAAGGGUGCCCCUUUGGGUGUCAAAAUGAAGGAAAAUGCACCUCCGUUUUUGGGGGGGUCAUGCAUAUCUGCCUAUGCCCAGAACCCUUUUGGGGAUCGCAAUGCGAGUUCAAUAGUCUCGAUGAACCAUGCGAUUUAAAUUGCACUAGCAUCUCAAAUGAAUCAUUCUUUUCAGACGGUGGAUUCUGCGUGGACUCGCCGCAAGAUCUCGACGAUGGCGACGAUCACACUUGUGUCCAUUGCGAAGAAAUUGCAGUAGAAAACGAACCCGUUUGUGAAAACGAGAUCAAUUGCGUCAACGGGGGAGCCUGCAUGGUCAAGUAUCUAUAUACGGAUGCUUCUGAAAGCGACGAAACAAUGGUCCAUCGUCCGCUGAAAUGCACUGCGUCCACAAACAUGGACGGAAAUUACAUCUGGGAAGAGCUUCCCCCGUACGAACUUUAUUGCGAAUGUCCGAUCGGAUAUCAAGGAGAAAAAUGCGAAGAAAUUGAUGUAUGUGGAGGAUGCCAGAACGGUGGAUACUGCAUCUCAGAGAACACGCCUGGUGACUUUAACAUAACCGCCAUUUUUUCUGAUUUGUUCAAAGACGAUGAUGAUGACGACGACGAUGAUGACAAUAUCUACAAGGUCUUCGAUCCGGAUGCCGAUUGCACAUGUCUUAAUGGUGGCUGCGAUCAACGCGGAUGUGGAUCUGGUGCUACCUGCAUUUUCGGUUUGUGCAAUCAGAACGGUCUCAUCAAUCCAGGGUGCCCGGGUGGCAAGUGCAGUCAACGAAAUACAGUCAACGCAACCUGUAAGUACCACAGUAGUUUAUUGCUGUGAACUGUCACUUCUCUUUGGGCCUAACAAAGGGUUUUCAUCCCUGCUUUGUUUUUCCAACUUAAAUGUAGGCUUCGGCGGAGACUGUGAUCAGACCAAUGCUAUUGAUUGGUCGUGUUAUGGAGAAGACUGCUUCGUUGAUGCUGCACAUUCGUCCGAUGAAAAUGUGACGCCGUCAUUUUGCCACUGCAAAUAUGGCUACUUUGGAGAACAUUGCCAGCAUUUCAUGACUACAAUCUGUUUAAUUGAUGAAGUUGGCACUGACUACAACGCCAUUCACGAGUUUUGCUUAAGAUCUGGUGAAUUCUGCCCAUUGCCCAUUGGACAUAUGUUCCCUGAACCGUUUGGUAAUCUGUUCUGCGCAAAUGGAGGAACCUGUGGCGACACCGAUAACUUCGACUUGUUCAUGCUACGAGUGUAAGAAAUAGUAUCGAUGGUGAUCAGUGAUUUCUGCUGGAUAAAUUUAAAGCGAUUGAAGUGACUUACUUUUUUUGUUUUGACAUUUUGUCCACAACCUUUUCUACAGAACGAGCGGCCUGUUCAGGUGCGAAUGUCAAGAGAAUUUUUGGGGUGUUCAUUGUGAAAUCCCAAUUACAGAAAUGCCCUCUUCAGUACCAACUAUCGAGCCUUCCGUUUCUCCGACCCCCAAGUCCUCUGCACAGCUUCCUUGGACAAACUGGUAUAAAGUUGCCCUCGCUUUAUCGUUUUUAACCCUUCCAAUUUACUAGAAUGCUUUGUUUCCAUAGCAUUUGGUGUCGGAGGAGGCUUCGAUAGUUUCGAGAACAAGAAAUGAAGAAUAAGAUACCGAAUACCAUACCAGCAAACGGUGCUGCAAUGAUGAUAGACAGAUAAACGACACAUAUUCCACGCAGACACAAUAGUGCAACGAAAUGCACGCAAAACUAUGACUGCGGAGCCAUCUCGAGAAAUCCUUAUAACAUUCAUAACUUUAGGUAUCAUGCAUAUUACAUAUUUUAAAACCAGACCAAUGAUUUUUGCAUUUGCUAUUUUUGUUUAAAUGGAUUGAAUGCUUCAGAUUGGAAACUCUACAAAUAGUAGGAUUAUAAACCAAUUUUAAUUGC